Messenger RNA from Durusdinium trenchii, 2484 nucleotides. NCBI's taxonomy places the organism in Eukaryota, Dinophyceae, Suessiales, Symbiodiniaceae. The record is from the annotation of a GenBank genome assembly.
AUGUUGCAAGCGGUGCUGAAGGGUGACCUUGAAGCACUCAAAAAGGAGCGAGGGGCCAAGGUCCUGAAGUUCCAGCAUGUGGGCCGCAGCACAAUGCGGGAUGCCACGAAGACGCACAUCUUGCCAGAACUGGAGUUCGGCUUGCUGAAGGAUUUCGCCCGCGAGCUGAAGCUGGGUGCGAAGGAGCGGAGCCAUUUGAUGGACAUGUUCGUGGAUCAGUUCUUGGCCAUGGAAGAGCACAUGCGAUUGGAGGUGACGGUGCGCUCGCUGUGCCACUCGCGUGGCGUUACAGCGGAUUACUUGCAGUUUCAAGAGCGCUUCAAGAUGAAGAAGACGUUACUACUCAUUGGCGAAGUGGGUAGCAUCGAAGCGCACUGGGCACAGCUCAUUCAGCCGGCUGUGUACUUUUUCCUGAAGGAAUACAAUGUGGUCAUCAUUGACUCGCCAUCCUUGGGACAUAGCCGAGAUCGCUGGAUGCAGUAUGGUCCUGCAGUGAUCCGAGGUGUCUUGAGGCACUUGGAUAUCGCGCAUGUGAGCGUCUUCUCCCUUGGCCUGGGCUCUUGCAUCUUCUACAAGCUGGUGGCGGAGACGCCUCACAUCUUAAGUCCCACGCAUAUCGUCUACAACCAGGACAUGGCUGAUCUGAAGUUUGUGCCCUUCGAGCCAUUUGAUGUGGAGGUGGCCUUGAGGGACAACGAUAUCCAAGUUUGGAUGAUAUACAAUGACGAGGAUGACACGGAGGAUCCUUUUGCCUAUAAUCGGCACAACAAGGGCCCCUCGCGAAUGGCGGAGAGCUUCUUGAAGAUGCAGGCAGAGACCUUCAAGAGGGCUGUCAGGGUGAACGCCAGUGGCCCCCGCACCAACACGGAGCAGCAGCUACUGGAGAUUGCGAGAAGCUCUGCUGGUGCCGUUUGCUCCAAGAGUGCCACGUUGGAGGAGCGAAGUGGAAAUGAUCAGCCGCGCUACACUGAGAUCCAGUUGGGGGACAGGACCUCCAGCAUCAACUCGGAGGGCCUGCCGAACAAGGGCUUUGCCGCCUACACCGAGGCCUCCUUGCUGCGGAGGCUGCGGGAGUCUGCGGAGCCGGCGGGGAAGCCCUACAUCUUGUCAAUCUCUGGCUUGUCCCUUCAGGAGAAUUUGCGCAUGCUGGACCUGCUGCUAGAGUCAGGCUCGGUGGAGCAUUUGAGCGCUGUGGAGGUGAAUGUGGCAUGUCCCAAUGUUCCAGGAAAGCCAUUGGUGGGAUAUGACUUCCCCCAGUUCGAGGCGGUGUUGAAAGAGAUCAGCGCCCACCCAGUCUUCACCGCCAAUCCCACGCUGGCGCUGGGCUUCAAGUUGCCACCGUACCUGGAUGCUCCGCUCUUCGAUGCGGUGGCGGGGAUGCUGAAUCCAUUGGCCAAGAGCAAAGGUGGAGUGCUGGGCUACGUCGUCUGUUGCAACACCUUGGGGAGUGCUUUGGCCGUGGAUGUGGAGACUGAAACCACGGUCCUGCACCCCAAAGGAGGCUUCGGUGGCCUUGGAGGGCCAGUGGUGCGAUAUUUGGCCAUGGGAAAUGUGUCUCACUUCCGCUCUCGCUUGGAUGAGAGCAUUCACGUGGUGGGCUGUGGAGGAGUGUGCACUGGAGAAGACGCCUUCGCACACAUCCUUUGUGGAGCCACUGCUGUGCAGGUGGCGACGCAGCACCGGGUGGAGGGCCCCACCUGCUUCUACCGCAUCGCCGAGGAGUUGAAAGACCUCAUGCGGCGGAAAGGCUACAAACGCCUGGAGGACUUCCGCGGAAAACUCAAGGUCUUACUGAAAAGGGAAAGGGUUCCACCUGUGGCGUUCCUAAGUCCGGACGAUGAAUUGAGGGAACGGAGCUACGAUGAGAUCUUGGUGACUGAGAAGCUCAACGUGGGCCAACGCGGGGAGAAUCCGCAUGUGCAGAAGAUCUGGGUCAGUCGGGUUCCGGUGCACAUCUUCAGCGACGAAGUCAUUGGAGUCAUGGCGCACUACUUGAACUCGCAACCUUCGUCCGUGCAGGAUGAUGUGGUGGAUGGCUUGGUGAAAGACCUGGUCGACUACUUCCGCGAGGAUAUCAAGGAGGUGAUGGAGCUGCCGGCCUUGAAGAAUUGCUUGUUGGGCCGCACUGACAAGGUGCGCAAGAGCACCGCUGCAGCCAAUCGUCGGAGGAUGGAAGCGAUUCAGGAUUCCAUGCUGGCGCUCACAGAUGCUCCCAAGGUGGAGACCUUGACCCUCUCGAGGAAUGGCACGGGCAAGAGUGCCUCCAAGCUCCAGCGCACCAAGUCCAACCUCACCGUGCUCUCUGAAGAUCAGCCCAUGGAUCCCGACGAAGAGGAGGAGUCGCUCUUCGAUGAACCGGACGAGGAUUACCGUGCGCGCUGGGCACGACUGAAGCCCAUCAGAGAUCGAAGUGCGGCGUCCCUCCGUCCGCGCGCCCUUCCGAGCCUGACCCGCAACGCCAGCCGAGGUGGGCUCUCCUCUUGA